This is a messenger RNA of Hypoxylon fragiforme, 1551 nucleotides long. RefSeq names its product RNA recognition domain-containing protein. Gene Ontology annotation, molecular function: pre-mRNA binding; U6 snRNA binding. The coding region runs from base 127 to 1269 and encodes 380 amino acids. The transcript has a single exon. Lineage: Eukaryota; Fungi; Ascomycota; Sordariomycetes; Xylariales; Hypoxylaceae. The record is from RefSeq and is a predicted model, not a curated record. Gene Ontology annotation, cellular component: Prp19 complex; U2-type catalytic step 1 spliceosome; U2-type catalytic step 2 spliceosome.
ACUCUGUAUAUCUUAACUUUCCAAUGCAUCGCGACGCCAUCAAUCAUCCACAUUUUCCUAUCAACUUUCAGGUGUAAGUACAAGUUACUGCUUGCUCAGGCGUUUGCCAACAUCAAUUCCAUCACCAUGCCUCCCCAGAUAAAACAAGAUCUAAAUCGCUCCGGCUGGGAAUCGACCGACUUCCCAUCCGUAUGUGAGAACUGUUUACCACCAAACCCAUACGUCAAGAUGCUCAAGGAAGACCACGGCGCCGAAUGCAAGAUCUGUACCCGACCAUACACCAUAUUCUCCUGGGCUGCCGAUCGCGCCCACGGUCGUAAGAAGCGCACAAACGUCUGCCUGACAUGCGCUCGAAUGAAGAACUGCUGCCAAUGUUGCAUGCUCGACCUACAGUUUGGCCUUCCCAUCCAGCUACGCGAUGCCGCCCUCAAGAUGGUGGCCCCCGGCCCACAAAGCGAGGUCAACCGCGAAUAUUUUGCUCAGAAUAACGAGAAGGCAAUCGAGGAAGGACUGGGCACUGAAGAGUACGAGAAGACGGACGAGAAGGCGCGAGAGCUUCUGCGACGGCUGGCUACCAGCAAGCCUUACUUCAGAAAAGGGCGAGCGAUUGAGGAUGGAAGCGCUACAAGUAGUGGCCCGCAAGGAGGUAGCCCAGCGGUAGGAGCUGGCGUCGGAGGACCUGGACCGAUACGAACACGCGACUCUAGAGCAGCCGCCGCUGUAGGCGUGGGCGCAAGGCAAGGAAGAAAUAACAGGCCGUUCCCGAGCGCGUCUCAAUUACCUCCAGGUCCCAAAGACUGGAUCCCUCCCGCAGACAAGUCGAUAAUGAGCCUGUUCGUCACGGGCGUAGAGGAUGACCUGCCCGAGUACAAGAUCCGCGAUUUUUUCAAGGAGCACGGCAAGAUCAAGUCAUUAAUCUGCAGUCACAUGUCACACUGCGCGUUCAUCAACUAUGAAACGAGAGAGGCUGCCGAGAAGGCCACGGAGGCGUGCCAGGGUCGAGCUGUGAUUGCGGGGUGCCCGUUACGAGUACGAUGGAGUUUGCCGAAAGCAAUUGGAACCAUGAAUAAGGAGGAGAGAGCAACGAUGGCGAGGGAUGGACGAUCGGCUUUCCCUAGUCAACGGAGAGGGCAAGCUGGACCUAGGGCGAUUGAAGGAGCGCCGGCCCAAGGACAAGCAGGAGCUGCACAAGAUGUCGAGGGCCUAGCGAUGGUUGCACCCCCACCGGGUGCAGCAGACGUCAACUACGCAAGUCUUGCAGGAGAUUAAAGCGCCACACAGCAGGCAAAAAUUUGCAUAGCAUAGGCGGCGUUCCGGUAUUAUACUGAAAAAAAAAAUUGCUUUAGCUGAGAGGAUAUCACUUGUGUUGCUUGGUCACUUGAUAAUGGUACACGGCGGGUGUUAUGUUAUAAUACAAUGCUUUACGAAUUUUAACCCAUCAAUCCGUAUCAUGUAUCACAGCACUUCUUUCCGUCAAUCUUGACUUUCUGGCCUCCCGGGAGUUUUACUGUGUCGUUGUCUCCACGCUCUGUAUCUUCGUGUAUUCGCAGC